AUGUAUAAAGCACUCAUCACGAACUACUUAUUGAGAGAACGACGAAGUAAUUAUUCUUUCUCCACGGGUCUACAGAAAUUUCUGUCCGUAAAUUCACGUCUAUAUGACUUUGAUAUUUUCAACAGCUUUGCAUUGCUUUUCUUGUCCCUGAUAUGUAUAAUCGGGUUAUUUAUAUUCAACUAUUUAUUUGCUAGUCUGAUUUCCAGGAAACUUGCUAUUUUACCCGAAGUUCUAAGUGGUGGUCGACCAAGAUUUACUGAAGUUGGCCCUUACGUUUAUCGCGAGGAUCGUCAACGUAACAAUGUAGAAUUUUCUGGAGAAUCUCCUCCGAAAACUGUUAAAUAUCAACACAGAAUUUUCUACCACUUUCAACCUGACCUCUCUGUCGGCCCUGAUGAUCAGGGAAUCGUUACAAGUCUUGAUCUGGUAACAGUAGCCAUAAAUAAUCUUCCGGGAUACUACAAAAUGAUAUUUUUUUUAUACACGUUCAACGCAUUCAUUUCAAAGACACCUCGUGAAAUCAUCUGGGGUUACCAAGAUCCACUGAUGUCUGUUUGUCUAACUUCUAAAAUUUGUGACACAGAUCGUGCUGGCUUAAUGGCUAUGAACAAUGGUACAAAAGUUGCUGAUUUCGUGAUUGAUACCGGUGCUUACAAUAUUUCAAACGUCGGGAAAGUGCUACAAUACAAUGGAGUAACAUCUUUGAACUAUUGGCGUACGGAUUACGCUAAUAUGAUAAAUGGCACAGAUGGGAGUGUUAUACGGCCAGGAUUACAAAUGUCUUCUCGAAUAUCCUUUUUUGUGCCAGAUUUCUGCAGAUCCUUUCAUUCAGAUGCUGUGGGUUGGGCGACUGCAACUCAUGACAGUAGUGUACAUCUACUUAGAUUUGCGUCUCAUCCCGAACAAUCCCAGAACGCCACUGUUAAUCCGCUGAAUGCUGCAUUCUGUCCGAAGAAGAAGGCCGGCCCAGACUGUCCUCCAACAGGAAUGAUACCUUUGUCACCUUGCUCGAACCCUAAGAUUUCAGUCCCUAUAUUUGCUUGCCAGCCACAUUUCUUGGGAGCUGAUCCAAGUAUUCGGGCAGCUAUGGAUGGGAUAAGAAAACCUGAUGAAAAGCUUGAUUCUACUGUAUUACUUAUUGAGCCUAAUACUGGAUUUGUAUUGGAAGCUUUUAAAAAGGUUCAGAUUAAUGCAUACAUUGAAAAUGAUGGCGGUUUGAAUGAAGUAUACCAAGAUAUGGCAGGACCAUAUUUCUUCCCCUUAGCUUGGUUCACUGAGUUUGCAGUGGCUGACAAAAAGGCGUUAAGUAAAAUAUCAAACUAUAUUCUUAAGCCUAAGAAAAUAAUACCUAUUGUUUUAUCAACUGUCGGUUCACUUGCACUUAUAUCAGCCGUCAUUUUGAUAGCAGUUCUAUUAAAGCGUUAUAAAUUAACAAAAGCUGACAGUGCUUCUAUUCACGCUCAAGCUGAAUCUACAUUCAUGCCAACAGAUUCCGGGUUACGUAAUAAAACAGAUGAAAGCCCAUUUGAUCAAUGGACUGUUAAACCUUCACCAGAACACGAAUCUUUUCAGGUUAUCGAAUCAAAACCUUUGCUCAAACCUAGUGAUACAGGUGGAAAAACAGUUGUCUGA
Messenger RNA from Schistosoma mattheei, 1632 nucleotides. The record is from the annotation of a GenBank genome assembly. Lineage: Eukaryota; Metazoa; Platyhelminthes; Trematoda; Strigeidida; Schistosomatidae.